Trichomonas vaginalis G3 is the source of this 840-nucleotide messenger RNA. RefSeq lists its product as uncharacterized. The transcript has a single exon. Bases 1 to 840 code for a protein of 279 amino acids. The record is from RefSeq and is a predicted model, not a curated record. Lineage: Eukaryota; Parabasalia; Trichomonadida; Trichomonadidae.
AUGUUCAAGUGGGGAACCUACUACAUCCCUCCAUGGACUUUUCUCUUCCAUUUUCUUGAGAUUUUGUGCAUUUUCUUCUUUUGUGUCGAUAUAGUAGCCCCUACCAUCGAUGGUGUGUAUCACAUUCGCAAAGAAUUCAUUGAUUUAUUCUAUUCCUCCCACGAAGAAGAUAAACCUUUCAUGCACAUUGAUGAGAUUUCAGAUUAUAUCAAUCAAUUUAUUUCAAAUUUCGAGAAAUUUACUAAAAACUCAUUCUCCAACAUGGAAUUCAUAGAUCCGACGCAUCCUUACAAAUUAAUUGUUAAAUAUAAAAAUGGAACUACAACAGAUAGUAUUACUGUUGAUAUAGAUAGCAAAUUUUUCAAUCACAUCGAAUCAUUAGACAUUUCUACAGACUUUUUAACGUAUUCAAACGAUACAGACGUAAUUGGAUGCACAAAUUGGAAUUUAGGGAUGACAAUUUCCACGAGAUACAACGGAUAUGAGUUUCUUCCAUCCUCAUACUUCAAAAGAAGCUACUGCCGAGGAAAAGUUACAUAUGAUAGAGUUGAACAAAAAAAUUUAACUAGAAAAAGAAAACUUGGCAAGCAUAAUGUACUGAAUUUCAGGACAGAUAGAGUCAGAUACGAUCCCCACCGAGCCAAAUACGAUAAAAAACUUAUAGAAGCAGUCAAACUCGCAAUAAAAGAAGAAAGAUUAGAAACUUUUGUUCCUCCAGCACAUGAAAGGACAUCAGACAAGUUUAAUUGUUUUGUCAUAUCUCUUUAUAUGCCAAUGCAACGAUUCGGAAUUCUUUUUAUUGUACUUUCAAGCCUUGGAUUAUAUAUAUUAACAUUUUGA